GAGUAUCACGCAUGCGCGUAGUACACCGAAGGCCUUGAAAAUUUCUGGUGUAGGUUCCAAAUGACAAGAAAUUUCUCUACGGGAAUCUAAAAUGCACCACGCCAGUUUUGCUGUCUCUGUCCAGAUAUUUAGGAAGUGGAGCAAGGGAUUCACUCGAUCAUCCUUCCUGCUCAGGCUGUGGGGAGGAUUUCACUCUAUCAUCUGACCGACUGGCACGCCUGUCAUUUUAAACAGGUGAUUCCCCUUCAUCUGCUCAGACUGUAUGAAUGGAUUCAGAUAUUUCAGCUAAAGGGACAUCAGCAAGUUCACACUGGGACAAUGCCAUUCACCUGAUCUCUGUGUGAGAAGGGAUUCAGUAGGUGUUCCCUCCUGUGAACAAACCUGUCAAUUCACACUGGGGCAGAGGCCUUUCACCCGCUCAGACUGUGUGAAGGGAUUCACUAAGUCAUCCACCCUAAUGGCUCACCAACGAGUUCACACUGGGGAGAGGCCGUUCACCUGCUCAGACUGUGGGAAAGGCUUCAGCUGCUCAUCUAAACUGAAGGUACAUCAGAGAAUUCACACUGGGGAGCGGCCAUUCACCUGCUCAGACUGUGGGAAGGGAUUCACUCAGUCAUCUGAACUGAAGGUACAUCAGAGAGUUCACACUGGGGAGCGGCCGUUCACCUGCUCAGACUGUGGGAAGGGAUUCACUCAGUCAUCUAAAUUGAAGGUACAUCAGCAAGUGCACACUGGGGAGAGGCCAUUCCCCUGCUCAGACUGUGGGAAGAGAUUCACUCAGUCAGCCCACCUACGAGCACACAGGUCAGUUCACACUGGGGAGAGGCUGUUUACCUGUUCAUACUGUGGGAAGGGAUUCAUUUUGUCGACUCAGCUACUGAGACACCAGUCAGCUCACACUGGGGAGAAGCCAUACACCUGCUCAGUGUGUGGGAAGGGAUUCACUCGGUCAUCCGCCCUAAUGGCACACCGGUCAGUACACUCUGGGGAGAAGCCAUUCACCUGCUCAAGCCUGAAUUAUACCUCUGAGUAGGCACUAUGGUGUAGCAUAUGCAGUAGCCCAUGCAUGUUGUCUACACAGUUGUGAGCAUUUCUACUUGUGUGUUUGUGUGCCUGCGUUGCUCUGCCAAAACGCUAGUUGGUGUUGGGGUGCUAUUCCACUGUGUUGAAUUGACUCGAGUGGAGUUGG
Molecule: messenger RNA, 1189 nt
Organism: Hypanus sabinus (Atlantic stingray)
Lineage: Eukaryota; Metazoa; Chordata; Chondrichthyes; Myliobatiformes; Dasyatidae
Product: zinc finger protein 239-like
Exons: 2
Coding region: 458-1033 (191 amino acids)
Biological process (GO): regulation of transcription by RNA polymerase II
Molecular function (GO): RNA polymerase II cis-regulatory region sequence-specific DNA binding; DNA-binding transcription factor activity, RNA polymerase II-specific
Source: RefSeq, a predicted model, not a curated record